AUGAUUCCCACGUCGCUAGUUUUAUCAAAUGUUAACACAGUAUUCCGUCUGAAACAUCCCACUAUCAUGUUUUCGGUAGUUCGCUGCUUAUCAUCGGAUAGAACACCAACGGCUUCUGAAGAUGGCUCGCCAAUUUCCAAACGCAAGCUCAAAAAAUUAUUUAAAGUUGCACAAUUAUCGAAGAAAUCACGAUCCUAUGAAAACGACAAAAUCGAUAAGCUCAGUGCGAUGGCCGAAUUCGGUUUGAAAGAAUCCGAUCUGGAAGAUCUACCCAGUCACAGCAAACCGGCGGUCAGUCAUUCACAUCAUCAAAAUAUGAGCAAGAAUAGUCACCAGUUGUAUGCAUUAACUGAAGUUUAUCACAAAGCAUUGAAAGUUCAUGGAAGUUCGGAAGCUCUUGAAGCACAUAGACGACCAUUAGUCGCGAUGAGAAAAGAAUUAACAGAUGCCGAAAGAAUGAGAAUGAGAAUGAGAGUAGAGACAACUAAUCAACAUAAAGGAGCUGACAGAGUUGUUGCUAUUGCUUUUACACUCAACUUCUGUGAUAUGGCUAUGAAGUUCACAGCUGCCUAUCUAACCGGAUCAAAAUCUCUAUUUGCCGAAGCAAUUCACAGUGCUAUGGAUACGUGUAAUCAACUUAUUCUGCUUCUUGGUAUACGAUAUUCAGCGAAAAAUCCUGAUUUGUUGUUUCCGUACGGUUAUGGAAACAUGCGAUACGUAACCUCAUUAAUUUCUGGAUGUGGAAUUAUGGCAUUUGGAUGUGGACUGUCGAUUUAUCAUGGAGUCAGUGGACUUCUUCACCCAGAGCCUCUUGAACCGUUGACAUAUGCUUAUUACGCUCUAUUCAUGUCAUUAUGCUUCCAAGGGACAUCUGCUAUAACUGCAUAUCGGGAAGUCUUCGCUAAAUCGAAAAAAGCGAAUAUUAGCAUAUGGAAUUAUGUGAGAACAUCAGCUGAUCCUUCACUCAACGUUGUUCUUCUCGAAGACACUGCUGCAGUUACUGGUGUCGGUAUCGCUCUUUGUGCUAUUUCGCUAUCGUCAUUCCUGAAUUCCCCGAUUCCCGAUUGCUGCGGAUCAAUCGUCAUCGGCGCAUUGCUCGGAACCGUAGCCUCUUUCAUCAUUCGAACCAACGCUGCUCAUUUGGUGGGUCGAAGUCUCCCACAAAGGAUAACUGAUGAUAUUGUGGCCAGACUCAAUAACGACCCUAUGAUCAGAUCCGUUCAUGAUGUGAAAGCUACAUGCUUAGGAGUUGAGCAGAGUCGAUUCAAAGCAGAGCUAGAUUUCGAUGGGAGAAUGAUCACAAGAGCGUACUUGCAAGAAGCUGUUCAUUUGCCAGCACUUCUGAAUGAAGUCAAAAAGAUUGAAAACGAAGACGAGCUCGUCGUAUUCAUGGAAAAUCACGGUGAGAAGGUCAUUGAUCGACUUGGUGAUGAAAUUGACCGAAUCGAAGGAGAGAUCACAAAAAAACAUCCGGAUAUUCGACACGUCGAUCUGGAGGCCUUGUAG
Caenorhabditis remanei is the source of this 1506-nucleotide messenger RNA. RefSeq lists its product as uncharacterized. Lineage: Eukaryota; Metazoa; Nematoda; Chromadorea; Rhabditida; Rhabditidae. The record is from RefSeq and is a predicted model, not a curated record. Gene Ontology annotation, molecular function: monoatomic cation transmembrane transporter activity. Gene Ontology annotation, biological process: zinc ion transport; transmembrane transport. Bases 1 to 1506 code for a protein of 501 amino acids. The transcript has 11 exons. Gene Ontology annotation, cellular component: membrane.